Messenger RNA from Dendrobium catenatum, 954 nucleotides. RefSeq lists its product as uncharacterized. The transcript has a single exon. Lineage: Eukaryota; Viridiplantae; Streptophyta; Magnoliopsida; Asparagales; Orchidaceae. The record is from RefSeq and is a predicted model, not a curated record. Bases 1 to 954 code for a protein of 317 amino acids.
AUGCUGCUGUACGUUGAUGACAUCCUAAUAUCCGGUAAUGAUCGGUCCAGCAUUUCUUGGCUCAUCACUCAAUUGCAAAAACAGUUCUCCUUAAAAGAACUAGGCCCCAUUUCGUUUUUCCUGGGCAUUCAAGUUCUUCAUAAGCCAAAUGGUUAUUUCCUCCAUCAGUCGCAAUAUGCCCAAGAAAUCUUACAAUCCGCUGGCUUAACAGAUUGUCAACAUUCACGGACUCCAAUUGCUCUCAAACCGAUUCUUAGUUCCAGCAAAUUUCUGGAUUCCGACCCCAAGAAAUAUAGACAAAUUGCCGGUUCUUUGCAAUACUUGACCAUCACACGUCCAGAUAUUGCAUACACAACUAAUCGUAUCUGCCAACACAUGCAUAGUCCCACGGACCAAGACUUCAACACUCUCAAGCGGCUGUUACGCUACAUCAAAGGAACACAUUCCUUCGGUCUUCUAGUCACUAGAGGUAAUCUUCUUCUCACAACCUUCUCUGACUCUGAUUGGGCAUCAGAUCCUCAAGACCGCAAAUCAAUCUAUGGAUUCUGCACGUUUUUGGGCAAUACACUAGUCUCAUGGUGUGUCAAGAAACAACCUACCGUUGCAAAAUCCUCCACGGAAGCUGAGUAUAGAUCACUAGCCGCUGCUAGUUCGGAUAUCAUUUGGCUUCGCAGGUUAAUUGCUGAUUUUGAAGUGUUCUUGCACUCACCUACUACACUGUUAUGUGACAAUACUUCUGCUCUAGCUCUAGCAAACAAUCCUAUUUUCCACGCUAGAACAAAGCACAUCGAAAUUGAUUAUCAUUUCAUUCGGGAACGCAUUCUUUCUAAAGAUAUCGAUGUGCAGCACAUACAUUCAACCGAUCAACCGGCAGAUAUACUCACUAAACCAUUGUCUCUCGCUCGAUUCACUAUGCUUAGAGACAAACUUACCGUUCAAUCUCUCGAACCAUAA